CGUCAUAUUAACCCUUACUAUCCACUAUAGUUAUCCAUGAUUUCCUGUCAAGAUGCCUGCACUAAACCAAGAGUCCCCUCACUACAUUGUGCAGAAGAUGUCUGAGCUCCCCUGGAUCCGCAGUGGCGAGGGCCUAGGUAUAGGAUCUUAUGCCAUAGUCGACAGAGUGGAAGACACGACCACGAAAAAAGCAUAUGCCAGGAAAAUGUACCGGUUCCCAGGGAUCUCGCGGCAAGAAGAACUUCGGAAGCUCUUCCAAAACGAAUUCGGAAUCAUCAACCGGCUGAAGCCAAACCGGCACAUCAUUCAGGUCAAAGCGACAUUUGUCUGCGCGCGGAACUUUGGACUGAUCCUCUCGCCCGUCGCCGACGCCGGCAGCUUGCGCGACCUCCUAGACGGCAUCCACGACGGAUCGCAGCGGCUAGACGGCCCAGCGCGCGCGACGCUGGAGCGCGCCUUCGGGUGCCUGGCCAUUGGUCUGGCGUUCAUUCACGAGCACGCCGUCCGCCACAAGGACAUCAAGCCCAGCAAUAUCCUGAUCCACCAGGCCUCGGUCAUCUUGACUGACUUUGGCACCUCCCUCGAUUACAGCGCCCUGGACCAGAGCACCACGGACGACACGGCCACCGGCUGGACGUACAAGUACAAGCCGCCGGAAGUGCAUGACCAUGGGCCGCGCAAUGGCAGGUCGGACGUCUUCUCGCUGGGCUGCGUGUACGUCGAGAUGCUGGCAGUGCUGCUGCCGGAGGAGUGCCUCCCUAUCGAUCCUAGCGUGAGCGGCUUCACGUUCAGCGAGCAUGCGGCCUGCAUCCUACAUGCUCUUGCACCGUUCGUCCAGGGCGCUGGCGCGGGCUUGCCAAGCGAAAUGUCCCCCGUGCUGGCGGCGACGUUUGCGAUGAUGCAGACGCGGCUGGUGGACCGCCCGACGGCGAAGCAGGUCGUGCAGAUGCUGGGUGCGAUGGGCGAGGAGUCGGCUGCCCACUUCUUCUGCGGGGAGUGUUUGGUUGAAAGGGCGGCCGCAACGGUAUCUGCGCCCCGUAACAAGCUUCCGCAUAUACGGACGGAUAUCACUGAGAAGUACGCAUACAGCGGCAGCAGUAACAGCACCGGCGUAUCCGUCGUGGGGCUUCUGAGUCCUGAGAGCAGUCGUUCUGCGGCUCUGUGUCUUGGUAGGGCAGACGCUGCUAUGGUGGGUGAGGUUCCGCCAUCCCCGAAUAUCAAGGCGUGGGAGCAGAGUCGGCAGGGUGAAGAUCCAGAGACAAAGCUUUCGUAUAAUCAUCUUCGUGGGUGUCCGUUUUGUGGUAUUGUCUCGUUUGCGUCAUUGGAGGAGCAGAAGCAACACUUGAGGAACCAUGGGAACAAGCUUAUCACGCCUUCACCCUCGCCUCAAUGGGGCUCUUCGGGGCGACCGUUUUAGGGUGUUUGUGGGAGUGUGGAGAGCUUGGUGUUUAGAGUGGUGAGAUUUGUCGCCGGGGGGGG
This is a messenger RNA of Aplosporella prunicola CBS 121167, 1479 nucleotides long. RefSeq lists its product as uncharacterized. Gene Ontology annotation, molecular function: ATP binding; protein kinase activity. The transcript has a single exon. The coding region runs from base 206 to 1417 and encodes 403 amino acids. The record is from RefSeq and is a predicted model, not a curated record. Gene Ontology annotation, biological process: protein phosphorylation. NCBI's taxonomy places the organism in Eukaryota, Fungi, Ascomycota, Dothideomycetes, Botryosphaeriales, Aplosporellaceae.